AUCUUCAUCUUCAUCUGCAUAUAACAAUCAUAUAAAUACUUUCAUAUUUCAUAAUUUCCAUAAUUUCAAUUAAUUAAAAACCGUAAAACGAUGUCGUUUCAAAUCAAAGCUUUCCUUUUCAUCACAUUCACACUGGCGGUCUCCGCUUUCUCUCCGGCCGAUCACUACCUGAUCAACUGCGGCACCACCGCAUCCACCACCACCGUUGACCUUGACCACCGUCACUUCACCGGCGACGGAUCUUCACCGGUUCUCUCAUCAACCAAGAAAUCAACCGAGUUCAAGAACCCGAACCCGGAUCCGAAUAUUUCCCCAAUUUAUAACACUGCUAGGGUUUUCACAAAACCAACAUCUUAUAAUUUCAAAAUUAAGCAAAAAGGUGCCUACUUUUUGGUAAGAAUCCAUUUUUAUAAAUUCAAGAAUAUUGGUAUUAUUAGUACUAGUGAUACUUGUCAUGAUAAAUUUCAUGUUUUUGCUAAUGGGUAUGUGUUGUUACAUAAUUACUCGCUUUCUAAUAAUGGAAAGUCUGAAAUUAAGGAUUUUUUGAUCUGGGUUAGUGAUGAUGAGAUUGUGAUUAGGUUUAUUCCUGUUGAGAAAACUAGUUUUGCUUUUGUUAAUGCUAUUGAAGUCAUUUCUGCUCCUAAAGAUAUAAUUAUCGAUACGGGUAAUAAUGAUCCGAAACGUGCUUACGAGACUCUUUAUCGGGUUAGUGUUGGCGGUGUUAAAGUUACUCCCUUUAAUGAUUCUUUAUGGAGAAAUUGGGUUCCUGAUGAUGAGUUUUUGAAAUCGGGUGAUGGGUUGGUUGAAAGUUACCGAAAGGUUCAUUUUGAUGGAUGGAUUCAGUACCGGUUAGGUGGGGCGAGUCGUGAAGUUGGUCCGGAUAAUAUGUAUAAUAGUGCGAGGAUUGUUUCUAGUUGGAAUGAUACUAUCCCGAAAGUGAAUAUGACUUGGGUUUUCCCUGUGAAGAAUGGUUUUAAAUAUCUUGUAAGGUUGCAUUUCUGUGAUAUUGCGAGUAUUUCUAUUGGAUUGAUUUAUUUCAAUGUUUAUGUAAAUAGGAAUUUGGUUUAUGAGAACUUGGAUCUGUCGGCGCUCACAAACUAUAUGCUAGCUUCUCCAUUUUAUGCUGAUUUUGAUGUUGAUCCUGAGAAGUACAAUGAUGUUAUAAGGGUUGAUAUCGGUCCUUCAAGUUUGAGCAAGUCACAUGCGGUUGAUGGUAUAUUAAAUGGGUUGGAGAUAUGGAAGAUGAAUAAUUCAAUGAGGAGUCUUGAUGGUGAUAUGUGUGCUGACCAGUUGGAGUCUAAAAAUCAGUCGGGUGGUCAAGUGAGUCGUUUAUUAUCUUUGAGUGCUGCAGUAUGUUUGCUGGCAAUUGCGUUUCUUGUUAUGAGAAGAAAGGCCGAGGCCAAAAAUUCUGAGGGAUGGUCACGCGUACCCAUGUCUGAAAUUGAUCUAAAAUCUAGCUAUCCAAAGCCUACUGUGGUGGAUGUUUGAUUUUAAACAUUUCAUGCUAAUGCAAUUGAAGAUGUCAACUCUCAAGUAUGGAAUUUGAAGAAUGGAUACUCAAGUAUGGAUAUAACAAAUACACUGUAUGUUUUUAAGUUUUGAAGUUAGAACAAUUGCUUGUGUUUCUUGACCUAUCACUCUUGGCUUUUCAUUACAAACUAACUAUUGUUGUUGUGAAAGUGCAAACUAGAAUAUUACGGUUGCACUCUUGUAUUUCGUAAGAACAAUUGUUUUUUGUAAUGAUAUCCAAUUAUGAUACUCAGAAAGCCAUCUACUUGUUUUGGUAAUGUUCUCCUACACAGUUGUUGUUGAUGCAGUAAAUAAGUUCGAUGUUUGUUA
Messenger RNA from Erigeron canadensis, 1839 nucleotides. Its product is annotated as probable receptor-like protein kinase At5g24010. The coding region runs from base 91 to 1488 and encodes 465 amino acids. Lineage: Eukaryota; Viridiplantae; Streptophyta; Magnoliopsida; Asterales; Asteraceae. The record is from RefSeq and is a predicted model, not a curated record. Gene Ontology annotation, molecular function: protein kinase activity. The transcript has a single exon.